Triticum dicoccoides is the source of this 1019-nucleotide messenger RNA. RefSeq lists its product as uncharacterized. The transcript is spliced from 2 exons. Bases 91 to 633 code for a protein of 180 amino acids. The record is from RefSeq and is a predicted model, not a curated record. NCBI's taxonomy places the organism in Eukaryota, Viridiplantae, Streptophyta, Magnoliopsida, Poales, Poaceae.
CCUCGGCGCAAUUGCCUCUCCCCUAUAUAAACACCCAUCGACUAGUGUUGUAGUACAGCAAGCAUCCACAGCAAGAAUAAGCGUAGCAUAAUGGCAAAAUUCUCCAAACCCUUUGCUCACAUUUUUGUCAAGGCCGCUGAGGUUUUCUGCUGGUUUCUUGGCGCAGGUUUCCCCAUGUUUGUGCUAGUUCUUGCACUCACUAGCUUUGACUCCACCGAUGCAUCUUCCACACCUCCCAGCCCUAGUCCUCCCUCCCAUGCUAGCACCUGCGAUGAGGAUAAGUUGCAGCGCAACAUCUCCAUUCUCCUGCGUUAUCUAGUUAGCCUUAUACUAGCCUCCUUGCUGAUGAUGGCGUUCGUCCGGGGUGUCGCCGAGGCGGCAUCCAAGGAUCACGAGCGCGUGGCCGCCAAGGAGGACGCGUACUACAAGGCCGCGUGCGACGCGGCGGAGCAGGCCAAGGACGACCACGACAAGGCCAAGAGCACCGUCGACACGUUGCAGAACCAGCGCGUCGCCCAUGCCUCUUUGGCUGUAGCGCGGAGGGAGGAGCAAAGGCUCUCCCAAGAGUCGGUUCGCGCCUCCGCGAAUGCUCGGUUCGCACUGCCAAAGGAAGCUAGAGGUGCAUUGCGUUAGGGGUGCUACUGAGAUCUUCAUCUUCGUGAUUGUGGGAGCUGUUUCAACAGCCGUGCAUGCCUUCUUUGCUUGGAUAGCAUUGAGCCAGGAUUGAUGUGCAUUUACCUAGUAUAGAGCUUGAACCUAAUUGGAUGCUUGAUAGUUAGAUGAUGUCGUUCGUGCUUCAAAACUGAUGCCCAUAUGUGGGCCAGAUCAGUAUUAGUUUUGAUUAGAGUAGUGUGCUUCAAAACUGAUGUCCGUGUGUGGGCGAGAUCAGUUAGAUUUAUGUAAUAUAGGUUAGAUGAAUGUUGUUCGUGCUUCAAACCUGAUGCCCGUGUGUGGGCGAGAUCAGUUAGAUUUAUGUAACGUAAGUUUAAUUUGAUGGAAUGAAAUCGGUUCAAACUCAA